Molecule: messenger RNA, 1395 nt
Organism: Racocetra fulgida
Lineage: Eukaryota; Fungi; Glomeromycota; Glomeromycetes; Diversisporales; Gigasporaceae
Source: the annotation of a GenBank genome assembly
AUGAGACAUUUAAUUUUGAUUGCCAUAACUUCGGUUGUGCUUAUUUUAUUAUUAACGGGAUAUUACUUGAGUAGUUUAUUUGAAAAACAUUCAUUUUUAUCAACUAAUAACGACCUUUUAGAUAAAAAUGUUACAAAUACAUCAACUAAUAACGACUUUUUAAAUAAAAAUAUUACAAAUACUAUACCGCUUUCAAAAUUUCUAGAAAGAGAGAAGCAAAGGCAAAGAUUUCCUAAAUUUGAUGCAUUCUAUGACGAUUAUAUUAAGAAACACAAUCGAACUGUUGCAAAAUUAUUCGAGCAGACUACUAAAGACAAUUCAACAAAGCUUCCAAAAGUUAUUGUCGUGCAGCCUAAUAUGGAUGCAGGAUUAGGGAAUCGAUUACCUGUAUUAAUAUGUGGUUUUUUAUAUUCAAUGAUUACCGAUAGGCUAUUUUUUAUUGAAGGAUUUUAUAGUUUCGCAGAAUAUUUCGAGAAAGAUUUUGACCAUGAUUGGAAAAGCGUCGCAAACUUAUAUAGCAAUAGUAGUUCCAAAUAUUUGCAUAACGACAAUGAUAAUGAAUUUCAAUUGAUAACUAGAGGAAACCUUAGUAAUGAGGAAAUAAAUUCAUACGAUAUUUUAUAUGUUCACACAUGGGAUUAUGUUUGUGCACCGGUAAUUUCGAAUCCUAACUACAAAGAAUGGAUUAGUAGUAUCAUACCGGACAAUAAAAUAUUCGGUGCAAUUAGUCAAAAAUUAUUAAAGCUACAACCAGAUCUUAACAAACAAGUAGCAACUUUUAUAGAUAAUAAUUUCGGAGAGUAUAAUAUAGGAAUCCACUUAAGAGUACGAAAGAAUCAUGCCAUGACCAACUUUACAACACCCACAGAACAUUAUUGCCAAACAGCAAAUAUGCUGAUGACGGGAACAGAAAAAAAGAAUGUGACCAUCUUUAUAGCAGCUGAUGACGGUAAUAACCGCAUAGCUUUAAAAAAUUGUAUUCAUAAUUCACUUGACUCUAAGAAGAACGAUUCGAUUAAGAUUGUUUACGCAGGAGAUGAUAUAAUCAAUUUCAAUAGCGAUUACGUAAAUCCUGGUACACAAAUAGGCGCUAUUAUCGAUUUGAAAAUUCUUAGUUUUUGUGAUGAUCUGGUGAUUACAUUUGGCUCAUCAUUUAGUUUUAUGGCUGCUGGAUGGUCUUAUAAAUCAUCACCUCUAUGGGGUCCAUAUGUAAUAAUGCCAGUAAAAAAUAAUAAUGAUGAUUUUGUUAUAGACAAAAUUUGGGUAUGGAAGGCUAUGUUAAAUGAACCAUGUAUGUACUUUAGUAAAUCGUUGUUAAAGGAUUCUGAUCCUGAAACUGUCAAAGUUUUUAAGACUAAUCCAUUUUGGAUGUAUUAUAGCCAAGGAUGUAUUUAA